AAAGAUCAACGGGUGUUGCUCCUACCUUCAGCUUCUCGCGCGCAAACGUGAGUUGUAUGGUGGUGCACUUUUCAAUCUUAAAUACUGUACUGUUCUGGUUACUCUGCCUCACACACACGCCGUCAUAUUUCCCGCGAGGUGACCUGACUAAGGACAGACAACUGAAGCACCAAGAUGGCAGAGCGGCCUGAGGACCUCAACCUGCCCAAUGCUGUCAUCACACGCAUCAUCAAGGACAUGUUACCUGAGGGUGUGGCUGUGGCCAAGGAGGCGCGUUGUGCAAUUGCCCGUGCUGCCUCAGUGUUUGUGCUGUUUGCUACCUCAUCAGCAAACAACUUGGCUCAGAAACACAAGAAGAAGACAGUCAGUGCUCAGGAUGUGUUCUCGGCCUUGAAGGAGAUGGAGUUUGAUAAAUUUAUUGAGCCAUUGCAAGAGAGUUUAGAAGUUUAUAAAAAAUCUCAGCAAAAUAAAAAAGAACAGAAGGAAGCAAAGGCCAAAGCAAAAAAAGCUGAAGAAGCAGAGAAAAACUCAAGCACUGUGGAAGAGAACAGUGAGGAUGCCGACAUGUCCAACACGAUGGAGACUUCAUUGUCGAAGAAAGAAAAUGAUGAUGUGAUGGAAAUAGCAGAAUAAUAUCUGAAAUAUAUUGCCAAUAGUUGUAAGACCAUUUGUAAAUGAGCUUUUUAUAUGUAUGUGUUUUAAAAUAUUUUUUAACUUUAACUGUUAUAGUAUAUUUUGGUCGAAUUAAGUAAUGAUAAGUACAGUGUCUUGAAUGAGGAAUAAUGUUUUGUUUGGAUUUUUUAUAGUAGUUAUGUCAUCAUCAUCCUCUUAAAGUUUCCAGUCUCCAGUAGACAGGAUGAGCUUACUGGUAAUGUUCAGUGCUCAUUGAUGGCCUGUGAGUGCUUGUUCAAGCAGUGUGAUUUGUGGAGCAUUGGAAUGGGUGAAGAGGAACACUGAGAUCAUUUGGCAAUAUUGAGAAGAUUGUAAAGAAAGUGUUUGUGGGUGAAACUGAAGCUGCUGAUAGGAAGGCCACUUGAAGGAUGGAAGAGAUUUGAAAGAGUAGUUAAUAGAGGCCAAAAACUUAAACAAGCAAGAAAAGAAUGGUUGGAUAGGAGGAGGUGGAGGCUUUACUGCUCUGGCCACCCCUCCUGGGAGGUGCCCUGGAGAGAGCAAGGCAUCAAAGAGAGAGAUUGGUAGUAUCAGGUAGACAGUCUCACGAGCUACUGUAUGUAAGCUGGUAUCCACAAUAUACCUCUCCCCAUGGGGACCCUGGGGCUAAAAUAUUUUUAAGUGUGUGUGUGUGUGUGUGUGUGUGUGUGUGUGUGUGCGUGCGUGCGUGCGUGCGUGCGUGCGUGCGUGCGUGCGUGCGUGCGUGCGUGCGUGUGUGCGUGCACCUUAAUUAUCUUGGCUACCUCCUAUUAUGAGGAUGUCAGCCUGGUACAUGGAAGGAAAGGAGUCAGAAAGUAAUUGUCAGUGAAGCCACUGAGCCACUCCUGUACCUAGGGUAGUGUGGGGCAAGGAAGACUCCUUAAACAAAAAUGCCUAACCAUCCUAUCCAUAUAAAUAAAAACAAAAGAAUG
Molecule: messenger RNA, 1580 nt
Organism: Scylla paramamosain (green mud crab)
Lineage: Eukaryota; Metazoa; Arthropoda; Malacostraca; Decapoda; Portunidae
Gene: Chrac-14
Product: DNA polymerase epsilon subunit 3-like
Exons: 3
Coding region: 175-633 (152 amino acids)
Biological process (GO): heterochromatin formation; DNA damage response; leading strand elongation
Cellular component (GO): epsilon DNA polymerase complex; CHRAC
Molecular function (GO): chromatin DNA binding; protein heterodimerization activity
Source: RefSeq, a predicted model, not a curated record